Rasamsonia emersonii CBS 393.64 is the source of this 519-nucleotide messenger RNA. RefSeq lists its product as uncharacterized. The transcript has 2 exons. Bases 1 to 519 code for a protein of 172 amino acids. Lineage: Eukaryota; Fungi; Ascomycota; Eurotiomycetes; Eurotiales; Trichocomaceae. The record is from RefSeq and is a predicted model, not a curated record.
AUGUCUCUCAAACGCAAGGCUUCUUUUCCAACAAUCACCGCCGUCACUCCCUUCAGCCCCGAGGCAGUCGUGGUUGAUGACAUACCACGGCAUCUUAACAGCCGGACGCGAAAACGCUUUCGGAACGACCGCCCUGACGACCAGACUGUCUACGAAAACACGCUGCGUCUGCUCUUCUCAGCACAGAAAGAGCGAGUCUCAUCGCCUUCCCACGAUGAAUCCAUGUCGCCCAGUCCGCCACCGUCAGAACCCGAACCCAUUGAUCCGCGUCAGCAGACAUUGCGCAAAUUCUUCAAACCUGUCAAAGCGUCUUCCUCAUCAAUGCGCACCGAUUGCCAGUCGCAAAACAAAGAAAACAGCCCUUCAAUAGACGCCAGCUGUGAGAGCCCAACGGACAGCGGGUCCGAGACUUCUCUGUCUGGGGAAAUGGAAAUGGACGUUGAGAUGGACAUGGACUGCGCGGGGCAAGAAUCCUCUCCGGACGCAAAAAGAUGGAAAGGGGGUAUCGGAUGGAUGUGA